AAAAAAAAAAAAGAACUGGAACAGGAAGUGCCCGCUGAACAAGCUCAGUAGUUAGGUAGCGUUAGCCAGGCAUUUAACGCAGAAGUUACGAUGGGGUUAUUCGGGAGGACACACGAAAAACCACCGAAAGACCUGAUCAAUGAAUGGUCUCUCAAAAUCAGAAAGGAAAUGAGGGUGAUUGACAGACAAAUUCGAGACAUCAAGAGGGAAGAGGAAAAAGUCAAAAGAUCCAUCAAAGAUGCUGCUAAAAAGGGCCAGAGGGAUGUGUGUGUGAUUCUUGCAAAGGAGCUGAUUCAGUCAAGACGGGCUAUCAGUAAACUUUACGCCUCCAAGGCCCAAAUGAACUCUGUGCUGCUCAGCAUGAAAAAUCAGCUCUCUGUAUUGCGUGUAGCUGGGGCCCUUCAGAAGAGCACAGAUGUCAUGAAAGCCAUGCAGAGCCUCGUCAAAAUCCCAGAGAUCCAGGCCACCAUGAGGGAAUUAUCAAAGGAGAUGAUGAAGGCUGGCAUCAUUGAGGAAAUGCUAGAAGACACAUUUGAAAGCAUGGAAGAUGGAGAGGAGAUGGAAGAGGAAGCAGAGGAGGAGGUUGACAAGAUCCUCUUUGAGAUCACAGCAGGUGCCCUUGGCAAAGCGCCCAGCAAAGUCACAGACGCCCUGCCUGAAAUGGAGCCGGCUGGAGCGACUGCAGCUUCAGAGGAUGAGUCAGAGGAGGACAUCGAAGAGAUGCAGUCAAGAUUGGCAGCUCUGAGGAGCUAAGGUGGCCUGCUUCUCCCCAGUCAAAAGCCAAUUCAGUCAUUCACAGUCAUGGACAGGGACAAUGUUGGUGUAAGGUCUGCAGUACUGAGCGUCCUCUGUGCUUCAUUAUAAUCUUGCCACAUAAUCAACUUGGGUUAACUUUGUGUUAAGACAGGUCUGUAUUUCAGAAAGCUUUUUAGAAUGUUUGAAUUGUCAGCCACAAUGAGAGGCUGCCUUGAUUUUUGUUAUAGUUUUUAUUUUAUUUUAUUAUUUUUUUUAUCAGGCGUAAGUCUUGGUAAGUGCUGAUAUUAUCCAAAGUAUAACAUAACACAGCUGUAUGUUAUGUAAGUAUGGAAAGCCUGAUGUGCCCACAGCUCUUAGUCAUAUUCUUCUGUCCCAAAGUGUGGACCAGUGAUUGAGGUACUUGGGUUUUUUUUUUUGUUUGUUUGUUUGUUUUUGUUCCAAACAAGUGAUGAAACCAAUGUUAAUAGGACCCACCCUGCACAUAAAUGUUCAAGUGCAAAAGUGCAAAUCACAGUCUAGAUGACUCAUCAGAACUUGUCCUAAUCUACUAAAAUCUCUGAAGCAACAUUUAACAGCUAUUGCGUUGAAUUAGUUUACAUUAUCUGAAACACUAGGGGUAAAGGGUGGAGUUUCUGCAUUUGUUAGUUAAUUUUCUGUACAGUCAAAAUGUAUCUGUAUCAUACGUGGUCUUAUGUGUAUACAACUACGCUUGUCAGAAAAAUGCACGCACACUGCACUAACCGGUUUUGUACAGUAAGAUUCAGCCUGUUUAGCGUUUGACUCGGCAUCACAGUGAUUUCCUUCUGCUACUUUCUAGGAAGAUACAGGGAAAAUUAAGUGGUUGGUUAGUGCAGUACUUGUGUAUUGUGGAAUUAUUGUGUGUAUACUUUUCUAUAUGGGUGGGGAAAAUAUGGAAAUAAACUUUUAAGAACAAA
Messenger RNA from Myripristis murdjan (pinecone soldierfish), 1691 nucleotides. It is a transcript of the gene chmp3, whose product is annotated as charged multivesicular body protein 3. Bases 91 to 753 code for a protein of 220 amino acids. The transcript has 6 exons. Lineage: Eukaryota; Metazoa; Chordata; Actinopteri; Holocentriformes; Holocentridae. The record is from RefSeq and is a predicted model, not a curated record. Gene Ontology annotation, biological process: vacuolar transport.